CUUGUUCUCCCUGCAAAGGGAGUCUGAUUCAUUGAAACUUCUCAAACACAGUCAAAGGACACCACCCAACUGAACAUCCCAAUACAACAGCUGGAAAACUUAUAACCCCUCCAGCUGGGGCACUCCCUACACUGCAUCUCUGGGUUUCAAGGCAGCAGGAGGACAAGCAGGCAGAAGCUCCCUUCACAGAGGACCUUUCACCAAGACUUCUCUGCAUUUGAGACCAUUCCUGAAGUGAGGAGCCAAGAUGCUGGUGCUACUGGCUGGAAUUUUUGUGGUCCAUAUUGCCACUGUCAUCAUGCUCUUUGUCUCCACCAUUUCUAACGUCUGGAUGGUAACCUCCAUUUCUGACAAAACAAACUCCUCAGGGCUCUGGAAGCAAUGUUCAGAAAACACUUGCCAGGACCUUGUUGUUAAUGAUGAUGACUUGGCUGCCCUCAAGGCUGUGCAGGCCUUCAUAAUCCUGGCCAUCAUCUUCUCCUUCAUCUCUUUGGUCAUGUUUGUGGUACAGCUCUUCACCAUGGAGAAGGGAAAACGCUUCUACAUCACUGGAGCUAUUAUGCUGAUUUGCUGGCUGUUUAUUUUGAUUGCUGCCUCGAUCUAUACUGCCCGAUUUCCUCAGUAUUACAAAGAAAGUCACCAUGGAUAUUCUUUUAUACUUGCCUGGAUCUGCUUUUGCUUUAGCUUCAUUAUUGGGAUCCUGUAUCUUGUACUCAGGAAGAAAUGAGAGUUGUCAGGGUAAAAUUGAGAGGGAAGAUUACAAAUAGGGGGACUGGUGGGAGGGUUGUGAACUCACUUUGCUAUGAGAACUGUUUGCCAAAUGUAAUGAAUACACUACUCACCCAACAUGCCUAAUCACAGAAAAAAUCCUCUAGAGAGAGUUGCUAUAGACUCUCUCCUGUCAUGAAUCUAAGACCAUGAAGAUGGUUGAAGAACCUUCAGAGUAGCAGAGGUGAUAUCUCUCAGACUCCAUUCAAAGGCCUCAGUGUUCUUCACUGACUGCAGAAAAGGCAGAAAUAAUGUAAGUUGUUCAACUUCCUCCUUGAUCCUUCAGCAGCAAGACACAUCACACAUGAUCACAACCACCCAUUUCUAGUCAUCCAAGAAGGUGUCAGCCUCCCCUCUAAAUUAAACAGUGUUAGAGCUGACCAUACUAUAAAGUAAAAUGAGGCACUUGCCUCAGUCAUCUGAUGCUGAAGGGUAGCAAUGAAGUACUGGAUGACAGAACUGUAGUUACUUCUCAAACUAACCUGCAUCUCCUAAGCUAUCUCACUGUUCCAUAACCAGUUCCAUUUAUCACUGUGCCUAUUUUCCAAAUGUGGAAUGGGAGAUAUGUUAUUUCAUUGUUCAUCUCAGAUUUUAAAAAAUCUUUGGAAUUAAAAGAUAUGAAAUGUGAAAAAUCAAGCUGUUUGAAGAUUAUCUUUAAAAUUAAUGUUUUAAAAUAUUUCAUUUCCAAUCUUUAUUUGACAUGUAAAGAAAUAGUGCUGCUGCUGCUGAAGAAGACAAAGGGGCAAUAGCCAUUGGGGAAUGAAAAGAGAGGUGAAUGGUAAAGGAAGAUGGGAUAGGGUGGGGAAGGCAAGCAAUAAUCAUAAUUAUAUAGCAUGUCAUUAAGAUGUGCAACUUUCUAUCAGAAUGUGAUAUAUCCAUUUGACAAAACCACAUUACGAAGACAGAACUGUUGGGUCCGUAAUGUCUGUGUUCUACAAGUGUCAGUCCUUGAGGCAUUCAACUCUGGCGCAUGGGAUUUCAUCUCCCAGCAUUAAAUUAGAUAAAACUAUCAACAUUUUCUCACUUUAUUGAAUAGACUGGGGAGGACAUUGUUAAACUAGGGCUUUCCGUAUUGGAACUUGCAUUUAAACUAUAAUAUAUAAUGUUGGUAUAUGUAUGUUGAGGGCAGACCUUAAUAUUGCAUUGGACAAGAAAGAAAUUAUUUGUAGUAUAAAACAGGGUUCCUUAGUCAGGAUUCUGUUUUGCUAGAUGAUUAUAGAAACAAGCCUUCUGUUUUUUCUGCCCAUCUUAACUUUCCCCCUCUGCUUUUAUUGCAUAUAAUGUGUCUCCCAAGGGAUAAGAAAAAGCCCAGCUAAUUAAAUUUUGCAAAUAGUGGGCCAAGCAGAAAAUUGCCAUAUGAAAGUGGAAAUAAUUCUUAUUUCAUCAUAGUUACAGUUGCCUUCCUGCUAUAUAGAUCAGUUAAAAAUAAUGAAUGGAAACUAUGCUUGGGAAGUUGCUAAUACUCUCUCUGCUUUAUUGUACCUGAGUGAUAUGAAAAGUAAGGAAGAGGGGACAAAUUCAGGGUUGCAAGUUUAGUAUAAACAGUAUUCUCUUUCUUGCUUUCUUCAUUAUACUGUUUUUACAUGUAUUUGCUAGAUUAUGUUCUGUCAUACUUGCCAUUUCUCAACAUUUAUUGUAUGUGCAGUCAUUGUAAAUAUUUUGAUACAAGUGUCCCUAGAAGUAGGGAUAUAUAAAAUAAAGUAAAAAAAAAAUCAAUU
This is a messenger RNA of Candoia aspera, 2486 nucleotides long. RefSeq names its product epithelial membrane protein 1 (gene EMP1). Gene Ontology annotation, cellular component: plasma membrane. The record is from RefSeq and is a predicted model, not a curated record. Bases 248 to 727 code for a protein of 159 amino acids. Lineage: Eukaryota; Metazoa; Chordata; Lepidosauria; Squamata; Candoiidae. The transcript has 5 exons.